Molecule: messenger RNA, 3956 nt
Organism: Eriocheir sinensis (Chinese mitten crab)
Lineage: Eukaryota; Metazoa; Arthropoda; Malacostraca; Decapoda; Varunidae
Product: protein PAT1 homolog 1-like
Exons: 10
Coding region: 91-2739 (882 amino acids)
Biological process (GO): P-body assembly; deadenylation-dependent decapping of nuclear-transcribed mRNA
Cellular component (GO): P-body
Molecular function (GO): RNA binding
Source: RefSeq, a predicted model, not a curated record
GUAAAGAGGUAGAGGGACCGAGAGGAAGGAAAGGAGGGUCGCCGCCGCCAUUGCUGGAGGAAACCAUGACCCGCCAGUGGACUCUCUCUGAUGGACUCCGACAACUUCUUCGAAUUUGACGCCUCAUUACCGCCUGAAGAUGGGGCGGUGGAGGGAGGGCAUGAGGACGAGGAGUAUGACGCCCUCAACGAUGAGACAUUUGGCUCGGCGGCGGUGGCAAUGGAUGGUGAUGACUGGGAGGAGGGCCACGAGCAAAUGGCCUCCCUCACUGAGGCUAAUCGGCAGAACAACAAGCUGCAGAAGGAAAGAGCUCUGCUAGGCGAACUUCAUCAGCUGAGCCUGGGAGGAAUGGGGGGCUAUGGUGGCCCCAGUAGUGCCCCUAUCUCUAUCAGGGGCUAUCAGGGGGCCCCUCACAUAGGCUCCUCUCUCCUUGGGGGUUCAGACCUGCCAGGAUCUCCGUCCAACAGUAUCUGGACUCCCUCCCCUGGGGUGGACAAGCUGCAGCCCAUGGGGUCACCUUCCCCAGUGACCAGCUUGGGCACCUCAGCCCCCCGUGGCCUGCCCUCCAUAAAGACUGUUGCUGAGCUAGAGCAGGAGAUGAAGCUGCAGUCAGCCAGAGGCCAGCCCUCUCUCCCCUUGCAGUAUCAGCCGCCCCUUAGAGCUGAGGACCUUGAGAAAGAAUUAGCUCGACAUUCCCUGGCCAAGGCUGCUGCCAACCAAGGUCCUCGACCACCCUUCCAGCGCCCACCCGGCCUCACCCAAGGAAUGUACCCAUGGCAAAUGCAGCAGCAACAACAGCAGCAGCAACCAUUUCCACCAAGACAACAGCAGCCACCGCCAUCCCAGCAGCAGCAGGCCCGCUUCAUGAAUGCCUUCCCUGGUGGCGGCAGCGGCAACAAGAGCAUCUUCAAUCAGCCCCACCCCAUGCAGCCCCCCCAUGGCCCCCCCCUCCAACGCCACCCUUCCCACCCCCACCACAACCAUGAAGGCAACUCCAACAGCAGCUUUGGCCCCACCCAUGGUCCCUCUCAUCCCUCCCAGCAGCAGCAACACGGUCAACACCACAGUAAUCAGCAACAGCAGCAACACCACCACAACAACCCUCCACCCCCACCUCACCAUCCUCACCACCAACACCAACCUCCUCACCACCACCACCUACAGCAACAACACCACCAUGGCUACAAUAACAAUAGCAACAAUAACAACAACUAUAACAACCAACACCAUCACCAGCAACACCACCACCACCAGCAGCCACACCACCCUCCACACCACCACUCGCACCACCACUCACACCACCAGUCCCAAGGGUAUGGGUACCACCACAACCAAAGGGGACAAGAUGGCAACUACUUCAACCACAAUGGCUCAGAACCUCAAGGCCGUGGCGGCUACGAUCGGUGGGGCUAUGACCGGCGACCUUAUGACCAGAGGGGAGGGCAGUACGAGCGGAAGGGUUGGGACGACCACGGGCCUCAGCACCCCAGCAGAACGCGCCGUGAUAGUGAGGCAGAGUGGGAGGAGUGGCACCGCUGCCGAGAGCUGGACGAGUACAGCUGCCUCAUGACGCCCAGAGAGAAGGGUUGGCUCAAGUAUAUACAGGCCAUGCAGCUGCACUCUGACAACCCCUACCAAGAUGACUAUUAUUAUGUGAUGCACAGUGUGAAGCAGCAGCGAAAAAGGGAAGAAGAGGUAAUUGAAAUCGAUGGCCUUCAGCUACUCCUGCCAGACAGAGGGAAGGAGGGUUCAGGGCGGGAGUAUGAGCCACCCCGCCUUGAAAACUCCCUGGGGAAACUGCAGGUGGUGAGCGUUAAUGCCCCACGAAAAAUAAUUGACCUGCAGGUGGUGCAUUUGGACCCUUCGCACCCCACCACACCCCUCCAGCGUGAGAUGAGACGACACAGGCACCUACUACUUUAUGUUGAAAAGCUGUUCAAUACUAUGAUGGAGCUUGACGACCUUGAGCGACGCAUCCGCCACCUGCCUGACUGCCCAACACGUGACAUGUUUCGCUCAAAGUCCCGGACGCUGGCAGCUCGGCUCUGGGCAAACAUCACAGCCAACCCUGAACGCCUCCUGCAAGUCUUAUGCAUCCGCAAGGGCAAGAGCCUAAUCUGUCGCCUGCUGGGUUGGAUGGGGGAAGGUGACCAGGAGCGGCUAGUGGUGACAGUACUGCAGAACAUGACACUUCUGGCCCGCAAGGAUGCCCACGACCAGCAACUGGCACUCCUUUGGCCGGCCACUGACCGCCUCGUGGCCUCGGCUGCUCCGCCCCGCCUCCUGGAACUGGCUGCUGCUUUUAUUAAUAACAGCUCUUCCUCUUCUGUGGCCUCACCUCAGAGGAACAACCUGUCAGCAGCACUGUACAACAAGUAUGGUGUGAGUCUGGUGCUGGCCCUGCUGGUGCGAGGGGAACAGGUUCACGCCGUGCUGGUCGAAUCAUCGGUGUGGCAAGAGUUUCUUUCUGCACUCAUCACAGCUUUGGCCACCUCCAACACUACGUCCUCCAGUGAGGGGGCCAUUCCAAAGUCCACAGCUGUAGAUGCCAGUAAAAAUGAGAUGGCAGGAGCUCUCCCUUCUGUGGCCCUGGCUGCCUCACCUUGCCGACCUGGGCAGCACCUGGCCCGCUGUGACAGUGUGGAGUCCAGCCUCCUCAAGGCUGCACAGGAAAAAAUGUCCCAGCUUGAGGCCGCACACUCCAAACCUCCACGCAGUCAGAGUCCAACAAAGUGUUAAUUAACUAUUCCGUAUGUAGGGUGGAGAGCGAGAGGCCAUUUUCUGCAGGCUUUUAAAUUAACUUAACAAGGAUGAUUGGUAUAGCCAGUCAGCCAAAGUCAGUCCCGUAUUUCUCCCUUUCGUCUUUGUCUUGGAUUAUUUCAGUGCUAUUUGUUUUUUGUCAUUUUUAACAUUUCAGAAUGUUAAGUACUCAGAUUACCUUAUGUUGUGAAUUCACAUCUGUUGUUGAGAAGGUGGUGAGUCUAAUGGGCGUUGUUACCAAGCCUGGGAAGGGUGAGACAGCCACCUUAAACUUGUGCACAAUGUGAUAGACAAAUUCAGGCUCAGUCAAGCAUUGCCUCUUUACUCACUGUUGGGUGACCAAUGCUGCAACCCUGCACAGCAACAAGAAAAAAUAUUUCAAAGCAAAAUAAUAAAAAGUAGUGAUAAAUAGCCAGAUGGGACAGUGGAUGCAGGGAUGGGAGUAGAAGUGCUAAGGGUGCCAAGGAAGGAGGAAGCAUCUCUCAAAGUGGGUGUGGGGAGGACAUUUUAUAUUGCAGUGAUUGAGUCAGACUGUGAUAGGAAGGUGCAUUGCCACAGUGCCAAGAAGGGUUGCAGCAUGCUCACCACUGCAAGUAAUAACAAUAAUAUUAACUAAACUCAUUUAGUUAAGAUGCCAAGAUAGUUGUGUUUUAUUUUUUUCAUCACUCACUGUCCAGCCAGAAGGUACUGUCAAGCAUCAGUACACAAUGUAAUAUUUGUCCUAGCUUUUUUUAGUUUGUUUGACUCUUGCUCUUCCUGUGUAGCAGAGUCCAUGGCAGCCACAUACAAUGCUACCUGUCUUGGCACUCAGCUCUUCAGUUAGCAUUAUGUAAAGUAAUAUCAACAGUUCAUUAAUUUCUCUCAGUGCCACAGUUGUGCAGCAAGACCAAAGUAGCGGCACACUUGUCCGCAUUCCCCUCCUCCUCCCUGCCUGUCUGCUCCCCCCACAAUUUUGUUCAGUAACUUAACAAACAUCUGGUGUACAUUUUUAUAUAUAUUUCUCAAGAGUCCUUGUUUGCGUGAGGUCCGUGGGAGUACUACAGGUUAUUUGUACAGAGCCGUUGUUAGUCUGUGGGGCGGUAUUGGUUAAGCCCAGGCCAUAUUUGUUCACGGCCUUCCAACACAGACCUCCCCGGCCCUCAUACCCACAUCAUUAUUUCACAUUUUUUAAAAUAAAACAUCAGAUGAAACAUAAA